CGCCCGCCCUACUUGAUGUGGCCAUUGGCGUCCCAAUUCUUGCCGCUCAGAAGACAAUCCAGGCCUUUCGAAAUCCCUUUAUUUGACCUUGUUUCAUGAUUCAUGGAGAAUGGAAAUGGGAAUGAUCCGUGCAAAAGUUCGGCCUUACAGGAAGAUGUUUAUCAAGGGAUUGAUGAUGGUGUUAAAGUGAACUCUAAAGAUCAGAGAGAUGCUCUGGUGGGAGAACCUAAAUGUGUUAUUUGCGGCCGGUAUGGUGAAUAUAUAUGUGAUGAGACAGAUGAUGAUAUUUGCAGCUUGGAAUGUAAACAAGCUCGACUCUUCAGGAUUUCUAACUCCUUGUUGCCAGUUUGCUCGUCAUCUACUCAAAAAUUACUUGCUACUGAUGAAUGCUUUUAUGUUAGAGAUUCUGUUGAUAGAUCAGGCCCUCCAUCUUUAACUUGUGAUCAAACUGAAUUGCUUAGAAACAAACUUGAAAUCAAUGUAAAAGGAGAUGCAGUUCCUGCUCCAGUAUUGGCAUUUUCUUCCUGUGGGCUUCCUGAGAAGCUCCUACAAAAUAUGGAAACUGCAGGGUAUGUCAUGCCAACACCGGUCCAGAUGCAAGCGAUCCCAGCUGCUUUAGAUGGUCAAAGCCUACUUGUUUCAGCUGACACAGGAUCUGGGAAAACUGCUUCCUUCCUUAUUCCUAUUAUUUCUCUUUGUGCAAAAUUUCGACAGAACUUCUCAAAUCCCAGAAAGCCGUUAGCAGUGGUUCUAGCACCAACUAGGGAACUAGGUAUCCAAGUUGAGGACCAAGCUAAGUUGCUUGGAAAAGGUUUGCCAUUCAAAACUGCACUUGUGGUUGGUGGAGAUCCCAUUGCUAGACAACUAUAUCGUGUUCAGCAAGGAGUGGAACUAAUUAUUGGAACACCAGGCAGACUUAUUGAUCUUUUAAUCAAGCAGGAUAUCAAACUAGAUGACGUGAAGAUAUUUGGUCUGGAUGAAGUGGACUGCAUGCUUCAAAGGGGCUUCCGAGACCAGGUGAUGCAGAUUUUUACGGCUCUAUCGCAACCCCAGUUGCUGAUGUAUUCUGCAACAAUUUCACAAGAUGUGGAGAAAAUAGCAAGUUGUAUGGCAUCAGAUAUUAUUACUGUUUCUAUUGGCAAGCCUAACAGGCCAAGUAAGGCCGUGAAGCAACUAGCUAUCUGGGUUGAGUCAAAACAAAAAAAGCAAAAGCUUUUCGAUAUAUUAAGGAGCAAACAUUUCAUGCCUCCUGCUGUGGUCUAUGUGGGUUCCAGAACAGGGGCAGAUCUACUGUCUGAUGCAAUUACCAUCACCACUGGAAUUAAAGCUUUGUCAAUACAUGGUGCUAAGUCUAUGAAGGAAAGGAGGAAAACGAUGAGGUCGUUUUUAGUUGGCGAAGUUUCAGUAGUUGUGUCCACAGGAAUUUUGGGUCGCGGAAUGGACCUUUUAGGAGUGAGACAGGUAAUAGUGUUUGAUAUGCCCAAUUCCAUUAAGGAGUACGUCCAUCAGAUUGGUAGGGCCUCUAGAUUAGGCGAGGAGGGUAUUGCAAUUGUUUUUGUGAACGAGGAGGAUAAGAAAUUGAUUCCCAACUUGGUUGAUAGUUUAAAAUCUUCUGGAGCAGUUAUUCCUCGAGAACUCGGUAAUUCACGGUAUAAUGUUGCUCCCAUGCCAUCAGGAAAGCACCCUAAGAAAAGAAAGUACGGUGGCUGAAGUCAUGUGCCUCUUUUCGCAGUUGGUCGAUGAAGCCAAAAAUGCAAAAGCUUCUGUUCGCAACUGAUUGUGUAUCAUCCCACAAACUCCGAAUUAAGUAGGUUUGUUAGUUUGAAAUAGUUUAUAAAAUACGCUCUUCAAGUGAGGACGUGUGCCUGACUGCAUAUUGUAAACAAGGAUGAAUGGUGUUUGAUCUUGCACACUGCCCUUAAAUUCAAUUUCAAUGAUUGUAUAUAUAUAUAUAUUUGUUGGUA
Molecule: messenger RNA, 1964 nt
Organism: Hibiscus syriacus
Lineage: Eukaryota; Viridiplantae; Streptophyta; Magnoliopsida; Malvales; Malvaceae
Product: DEAD-box ATP-dependent RNA helicase 41-like
Exons: 4
Coding region: 103-1710 (535 amino acids)
Molecular function (GO): ATP binding; RNA helicase activity; RNA binding
Source: RefSeq, a predicted model, not a curated record